AAAAUAGUCCUUUAGCCAAACUGUUGUCUGUUCCACUUUUUGUUCACUUUUUCUUGCUGAGCCUGAGAGAGCACAUGCCUGGUAUGCUUGCUGGGAUGGCUCAUACUAAACAAGUGAAGUGCAGCUGAAUGGAACUCCAGAGCUCAUGGAUCUGCUUCACAUCGACGUGGAGACAGAUGCUGUGGACCCCAAGCCCGGGAGAGAGGACCUGCUGUGUUCUAGGAAUGUCCUGAGGAAGCAGCGGCACUGGGAGAAGCAAGUGGCUGCGAAGAAAAGCAGGAGGAAAGAAGAGAAGCUGAGGAGGAAGAUGAAUCGUGAGCUGGAGUCAGGCACUGGCACAGAGCAUCAGUUUACCAAGCGGGUCAUGAAGGCGAUCACUAAAGAGCGUCUAGCUGAGGCUCGGUCCACCGGGCUCAAACUCUGCGUUGACCUCAGUAUGACAGACUGCAUGUCUGAUAAGGAGAUAAGCCGACUGGCAGGCCAGCUGAGGCGUCUCUACGGGUUGAAUAAGAAGGUGACCCGACCGUUUCAUCUUUUUCUGACAGACCUGAGAGAGGACAGUCGCCUCUACAGAGAGUGCGUGCGAAUGAAUGACGGCUUCCUCAACUACACGAUGGAUAUAACAGAUGAAAGCUGUCUGGACCUGUUUCCUCCAGAAUCGGUUAUCUACCUCACUCCAGAUGCUGAAGAAGCGUUGGAAUCAGUGGAUGCUGACAAGGUUUACGUCCUCGGUGGUCUGGUGGAUGAAAGCAUCCAGAAGAAGUUGAGCCUGUCCAGAGCCGGAGAGCUGAGCGUCCACACAGCGAGGCUGCCUAUAGAUGAGUACAUGGUGAAAAAAGACAACGUGAAGAAUUUCCACUCAAAGAUCCUGGCUGUGAAUCAAGUGUUUGACAUCUUGUUGACUUUCUGCGACACCGGCAGCUGGAAGGAAGCUCUGCAGAUGUGGUUUUCUCCAGGGAAGGGUUACGUGGUUGCAGGAGGCGAUUCGCCGCCUCUUCCUGCAACAUAGACUCAUCGCGUAGAAUAAUGACUUCAUUUAAUUUCAUAUCAACUACUGAAACUCCUGUGAAAGGACAUUGAUAGAGAAAGACUCUUCAUGCUGCUGGGGGGAGCUGUGCCUGGUUAAAGAGGACAGCGCGCUGGUGUUCGGUCAUUUUAACACUGACAGAUGUUUAUUAGCUUUAAACCGACUGCAGGGAACACACACAAGAGCAUUUGUGACUCUUUCACUGUUUUUCUAGAGUCUUCAUAGUACCUUUAUUUGUUAUUCUCCAACUUCAGCUUCUGUGAACGGCAGCAUUAUGAGUAUAAUUUAUAUGUAUAUAGAAAGAUAAUUACUAAUUAUAAUUUCUUAAAAUGGACAAACAGUGAAGUGUUUUGCACUGAAAAUCUUUUGCUUUAUAUGAAUGUCUUUGUAGAUACUGUAUUUUUAAACUUCAUGUGUAUAAACAGAUUUUUUAAACAACUCUGGGAUAAAUCUUACUUCUGUAAUAAUAUUAAGUAGAAACGUUUUUUAUUGCAAUUUUACAACCUGGCAGACUUACACAGAAUUAUUUUUAUGUCUCAGAUUGCAAACUACAGCCUUCUGAGUCUUUUUAUUAUCAGUAUUUUAUUUUGACGUAAAAUAAAAUGGCACUUAAAUAUAACUAGAAAACGCAGUGUAAGAUCCAGGAACUGUGCAGGAACUCCAGCGUUAGAUUUAUCAUUAAAUGGUAAAAAUAGUAGGUAGGGUAUAUUUUUAAAAUUGGCUGUGCUGUUUCCAGGAACUCUAUAAUUUAGUUUUAGGGAAAUGUGACUCGCACCACAGCGAGGCUGAGUGUUUAAUUUUCAUUGUUUUCACAGUUAAC
Messenger RNA from Oreochromis niloticus (Nile tilapia), 1847 nucleotides. RefSeq names its product tRNA methyltransferase 10 homolog B. Gene Ontology annotation, cellular component: nucleus; nucleoplasm. The record is from RefSeq and is a predicted model, not a curated record. The transcript has 9 exons. Lineage: Eukaryota; Metazoa; Chordata; Actinopteri; Cichliformes; Cichlidae. The coding region runs from base 146 to 1009 and encodes 287 amino acids. Gene Ontology annotation, molecular function: tRNA binding. Gene Ontology annotation, biological process: tRNA N1-guanine methylation.